UGCAGCCGGUUUUUCAGUCAUUUUAUCCCAAACAGUCACUUCAGAGAGCCUUUCUGCCAGUCUCUUACAGACCAAAUAAACAAGUAGAAAGUGUAGUGUAGUGAAAAGCACUUUGUUCCAUUAUCAUUUUUUGGUGGCCUCGUGUCGUAAAUAUUUAACAUAUUAAAUGUUUUUAAAUAUUAUUACACAUUAUUCUGGCUUUAUAGAAACUUAUCAAGUCAGACUUUUGUGCGGAUUCUAGUGACGAUUAACUAAUUCCAAUAAGGCUGGACCUACGAUGUAACUGAAAGUAAUAAGUGAAGCCGCUUAAUUUGCAAUCAACGUUAAGAAAAACCCUCACCCGGUGUUAACUCAAAACCCCCGGAAAAGAAACAAUGCAGAAGAGUAGAAAAAUUUAAAGGAACUUAGAAAUUGCUACAGAAUGGAGAACGCACUCUUUGCCAAUGUGAAGAAGCUCUACGAUCAUGAGCUAUACGAAUGUGUAAUUCCAGCGGCCAGUUUGAUGAACACUCUGCUGCAGAAUGAUCAGAAUGUGGCCACUGCGGAAAUGAAAUACCAGGUGAUGCUUUAUCUGAGUAGUGCCAAUUAUAUAGAGCGCAAUUUUCGCUUGGCCAGCAAACAGUUGGAGUCGGCGAUACGGAUGAGAAAGACUCUGGUGCGGCAAAAGAAUACCAGCACCUAUCUGUCGGCCAUCGAGAGUUCGUAUGCUCAGUUUGCCGAUGUGGAAUUGCGUUAUCGUCUGGCCAUCUGCUUCAAGGAGCUGGCAGAACCUACGCUGGCCAUUAGUAUGAUGCAAACGGUGCCAUCGAAAAUGCGUACACCCAAAAUGAAUAUGCUUCUGGCACGUCUUCAGCAUCAUGUGCGGAGCAAAACUGAAGCAAUUGCCGCCUAUAAAGAGGUCCUAAGUGAAUGCCCUUUAUCAUUGAGCUCCAUUGAAAGCCUACUCGAGCUAGGCAUGGAGGGCAGUGAUGUCAAUUCUCUUGUAUUCAAUGCUGGAAAUGUUGAAUGGCUUAGUACGUGGAUCAAGGGACAGGCCCAAAUGUUUGGCUAUAAGCAUCUGGAGGCGGCCAAAACGUUUCAACAAUUAAAUGACACAACGCCAUUCCGACAGAAUGAAUAUCUUCUCAUUCAAAUAGGCAAGUGUCUCUAUUACUAUGGGAAUUUUGUUCAAGCCGAGCAUUAUUUGGGCAUGGCAGCCAUGGUUAAUCCAUUAAAUAUGUCCGCUCUCUGCCCAUUGGCGGUGGCCUAUGAGUUGAAUGGCAAAAACGAUACACAGCAUGAGAAGCUAUUGGAUCAAAUCACAAAUCGUCCGGAUCUGGUUAGAGCUCCAUCGGCAGAUUAUUGGUUCCUUCAUGCCCAGCAAUUCUAUAAGGAGGAGAAGUUUGAACGAUCGCUUAUCUUUAGUGAACGUUCGCUAACCAUUGAUCCCAGGCACAUUGAGAAUAUGCUCCUAAGGGGUAAACUAUUUGUGGCUUUGGAGCGACAUCAGGAGGCAAUUGAAGCCUUUCGCACAUCUCAGUCAUUGGCUCCCUAUCGUUUUGAGAUCUACAAAGGACUAUCCCAUUGUUAUGGCAGCCUCAAAAGGCACAAGGAUGCCCAAAAUAUAUGUGCCAUGGCUGUGCGAAAUUUUCGCACAUCGCCACGCAGCUAUACAAUGUUUGGCCGCACCAUAUUGUUCUACUCAACACAUCCAAAAGCCAAGAAGAGUGCACGUAAAUUUGUGGAGAAAUCUUUGGAAAUCGAUAAUAGUUAUUUGCCCGCUGUGGCCUUGAUGGCCGAAAUCUAUCGCUAUGAUGGAGCCACAAAAGAGGCCAUAUUGCUGCUAAAAAAGCAGGUGAUAAUGUAUCCACAUGCCAAACUCUAUGCCAUGCUGGGUGACCUUCUUAGCCAGGAGAAAGAGCUGGGCAAGGCUUUGCACUAUUACUAUUUGGCCUUGAGCUUGGAUCCAAACUGUGUAAAGGCAUUGCAAAGCAUCAAUGCUCUGAAUAAGACUGCACGCAGCAUUACCACAAGCAGCCACAUAAACAUUACCACUACUUCGACGGCCACGGCGAAUAUGACUGCAAAUAGCAGCAGUAGCAGUGUUAGUAAUAGUGCUAGCACAACAUCUAGGCAUCCAGAGCCACCCAGUAGUUCCAUGUCUUCAUCCAGUUUGCCGGCAAAUCAACCAUCAGGUACUGGGAUUGGAAAUUCUGGUGCCACAAUGACCACACCAUGUGGCACACCGAAUCAUGAGUGGCUAUUAGACUGUGAAGAGACCUCACAUCAAGAUGAUGCUCUCGAGAUGUCCUCGUCACCGCCUGUACCACAGGAGGAUGCCUCGGAUACAUUCUCGGAGCCUUUUUGGCAGGAUGUUGAUGGUGAAAUGGCAAAUUAGUUGCGUAUUGAUUAUAGAGCCUGAACUACUACAAGUAUGAAUUAAUUUAUUUAGUUUUUUAAGUUAUUUAUGCAGGUCGCGUGUACGUGUGUGUGUUUGUCUAAGAAUGCAUGUGUGCUUGGAAUUUAUUGUUAGUGAAAUGAAAUACUCAUUUAUGCCCUACGCGAUUGACUAGACAUAGGUCAGUCCCACUUCUCAUUCUCCCACCUGGUGUUUACAUAGUUUUUUUUUUUUUUGCCAAACCGUAUAGUUAUUAUAAUCAAUAAAAUCAAAUCUCAGAA
Molecule: messenger RNA, 2658 nt
Organism: Drosophila willistoni
Lineage: Eukaryota; Metazoa; Arthropoda; Insecta; Diptera; Drosophilidae
Gene: APC7
Product: anaphase-promoting complex subunit 7
Exons: 6
Coding region: 422-2377 (651 amino acids)
Biological process (GO): cell division
Molecular function (GO): protein binding
Source: RefSeq, a predicted model, not a curated record